Molecule: messenger RNA, 587 nt
Organism: Chrysoperla carnea
Lineage: Eukaryota; Metazoa; Arthropoda; Insecta; Neuroptera; Chrysopidae
Product: death-associated protein 1
Exons: 3
Coding region: 110-403 (97 amino acids)
Biological process (GO): apoptotic signaling pathway; cellular response to amino acid starvation; negative regulation of autophagy
Molecular function (GO): death domain binding
Source: RefSeq, a predicted model, not a curated record
CAACGCAUAUGUAAGAUAUCAAACAGUUUACAGUACGAAAAACGUAAGCAAACAUUGAAGAAAAUUUUAUUUUGUAAACAUAUUGUUAGAAUUUUUGAAUAAAUUAACCAUGGCUGAUAGUAAAGAAGAAUGUCAAUUAAAAGCUGGACAUCCUCCUGCAGUUAAAGCUGGGGGUAUGCGAAUCACCCAACAUAAAUCAAACCAUAAAGAAUCUGGAAUUAAUGAAGAAACUUGUAAUUUAAAAGUAUCCUGCAGUCCUCCAAAGACUUUAAAUAUUUCUGGAGCAGUACCAAAAGGUAAUGCAGAUUUUCCGACUGAAGCUGUGCAAAGUUUCCAUAAAGAUAAACCUCCUGUAAACGUUUGUGUUAAACCACAAACUCAUAUUCAACAACCUCGCAAAUAGCAUAAAAAUGAGCCCACAUUAUUAUUCACUAUUUUGUUUUCGAUAGAAAGUAUAUAUUUUUUAUUAAAAGACAAAAUCGUGUUGCAUUCUUGAUGAAGGACCAAAAAAAAGCGAAAAAGGCUACAUGAUAAUUAUUGAAAAGCAAUGAAAUUUUAAAACGGGAUAACAUUUUUUAUUAAUUUUU